UGGACCAUGCGCUUGUGAAGGUGUUGCUGCUCCUCUCUCUAUGAAUGAAGAUUGAACUUCAUCCCAGACUGCAACUUCUUUCUUCUGUCUAACAUCUGUCCUUGGACUCCUGCACCGGCAGAACAUAACAACACGACGGCUGGAGGAGGAGCGCCUCAUCUUCCACCUGGGAACCCUCCAACCACAAGGAGCCGCACUAGGACCACGCAGGGCUGUGGGUCCGACCCGGACCUGCACAUUUCGAUCCGGUGUGCCCGCUCCAGACUCAACAGGCCAGAGUACAACUCCAGCCCCAGGAAUCCAAUAAGGUCUUCGCCUUCCUCGCAUUCCGGAAGACCCACGAGCUAGUAUUUGAUCUGAAGAUGAAGUUUCAAAAUCAACAGAUGAAGGGCUUAUGCCUGAACCAUUGACUCUCCUGCUCCUCGGAUGCUGCCUGACCCGCAGUUUUUGACUCUGAUUCUCCAGCAUUUGUGAGUCACUCAAUCCAUCAGGACUGCAACGAUGUUCGACCUUGAUCCAAUUGGUUCCUGUUUCAGUACGUUUUCAGCAUCAGUGGGACUGGAAGAGAGACCCGACUGUUGCAGCAACGCACGGAGUGUGGAGCCUGAAACAGUUAACUGGCCUGGAAAGAGGAAUUCAAGGCUGGGAGAGGACAUACACGCGUUUGUGUGCAACUGUAGCUUUGGCCAUGGAGAAACCAUGGAAGUGUGGCGACUGCGGGAAAGGUUUCCGUGUCCCGUCUGCCCUGGAGACACAUCGGCGCAGUCACACCAGGGAGAAGCCAUUCUCCUGUCCUGAGUGCGGGAAGGCCUUCAGUGAUUCCUCUGCCCUGCUGAGGCACCGGCGAGUGCACACAGGGGAGAGGCCCUUCAGCUGCCCUGAGUGCAGGAAGAGCUUCAGCGAUUCCUCCGCCCGGCUGAGGCACUUGCGGGUGCACACAGGGGAGAGGCCCUUCAGCUGCCUCAAGUGUGGGAAGGCCUUCAACGAUUCCUCCGCCCUGAUAAGGCACCAGCGGCUGCACACAGGGGAGAGGCCCUUCCGCUGCCCUGAUUGUGGGAAGGUGUUCACUCGCUCCUCCCACCUCGUGAUUCACCAGCGGGUCCACACCGGUGAGAAGCCCUUCCCCUGCCCCAAAUGUGGGAAGGCCUUCAGCGAUUCCUCUGACCUGCUGGCCCACCGGCGGGUCCACACUGGCGAGAGGCCAUUCACCUGCUCUGUCUGCGGGAAGUGCUUCACAUGCUCUUCCGACCUGCUGAAGCACCAGCGUGUCCACACUGGGGAAAGGCCCUACAGCUGCUCUGAGUGUGGGAAGGGCUUUACCCAGGCAUCCCACUUGCUGACACACCGGUGGGUCCACACUGGGGAGAGGCCGUUCACCUGCCUCGAGUGCGGGAAGGGCUUUGCUGUCUCCUCCAGUCUACUGACGCACCAGCGGGUCCACACUGGAGAGAGGCCGUUUGCCUGCCCUGAGUGUGGGCAGAGGUUCACAAUGUCCUGCAGUUUGAACAAGCACCAGCGGAGGCACCAAUGCUCCCAACAAUCAGAUUCUGCCGGUAACGCUGCUGAGGGUCACCCCCAGGACUGAACCUCCUGCCCUUUCUGACA
This is a messenger RNA of Hemiscyllium ocellatum (epaulette shark), 1605 nucleotides long. RefSeq names its product zinc finger protein 239-like. Bases 689 to 1585 code for a protein of 298 amino acids. Gene Ontology annotation, biological process: regulation of transcription by RNA polymerase II. Gene Ontology annotation, molecular function: DNA-binding transcription factor activity; RNA polymerase II cis-regulatory region sequence-specific DNA binding. The record is from RefSeq and is a predicted model, not a curated record. The transcript has 4 exons. Lineage: Eukaryota; Metazoa; Chordata; Chondrichthyes; Orectolobiformes; Hemiscylliidae.